AUGCUGUGCUGGGCAGGCGCCAGCCGAUGCUGUCUCCACACCGAGCACGCAACUGCCGAAGUGCAUCAGUCACAUCGGAGCAUGGAUGGCCCACUUUCAGACAGCCUCAUCGACGCAGCCGUCAACGAUGUCGAAUCCUAUUUCGUACAUGCAUGCUCAUCGGAGGACGUGCAUCCUGUGAUGGCCGAGUGA
Messenger RNA from Mixia osmundae IAM 14324, 192 nucleotides. RefSeq lists its product as uncharacterized. The transcript has a single exon. Bases 1 to 192 code for a protein of 63 amino acids. Lineage: Eukaryota; Fungi; Basidiomycota; Mixiomycetes; Mixiales; Mixiaceae. The record is from RefSeq and is a predicted model, not a curated record.